UUAGAAGAUAAUACCCGGUUUUUCUCUACGAUUAGAGUACAUGAAUGAGGACUUGCGAAUACACCGAAGCUUUACACAGUCUAUAUAUAGCAAGUUAGUAACUCUCUUUUCCCUCUUUGUUUUGCAGUCUCUUAAAAACAGCAAAGAAGAUGUCAUCAUCAACGGCGGCCAAUCAAGUGAGGGCAUCUCACAUACUCAUCAAGCACCAAGGCUCUCGUCGUAAGGCUUCUUGGAAGGAUCCAGAAGGUCGCGUCAUCUCCACCACCACCCGAGACGCCGCUGUCUCACAGCUUAAACUUCUCCGCGACGACAUCGUUUCCAACAAGGCUAAGUUCGACGAGGUUGCCUCUCGCUACUCGGAUUGCAGCUCCGCUAAACGUGGCGGUGAUCUCGGUCCUUUUGGUCGAGGCCAGAUGCAAAAGCCAUUUGAGGAUGCAACAUAUAAUCUUAACAUUGGCGAGAUAAGUGACAUUGUGGAUACCGAUAGCGGUGUUCACAUCAUAAUGCGAACUGGUUAAUCAUUAUUGAUGGAGCCUGGAUAUCGUGAGCAAUUAGUUCAGUCUUCUCGGAAAAUUCUAUCGAAGAACAUUCUGAAAUCACUUCUGAUAAUGCCUAUGGCUAAUUUCAUGGCAUAAUUUUUGAACCCUUUUGGUUUUGGUGUGAAAUUGACUGCCAGUUUAUAAUAAACAAAUAUUUGGUGAACUAAA
Messenger RNA from Gossypium arboreum, 707 nucleotides. RefSeq names its product peptidyl-prolyl cis-trans isomerase Pin1-like. Lineage: Eukaryota; Viridiplantae; Streptophyta; Magnoliopsida; Malvales; Malvaceae. Gene Ontology annotation, cellular component: nucleus; cytosol. The transcript is spliced from 2 exons. Gene Ontology annotation, molecular function: peptidyl-prolyl cis-trans isomerase activity. The record is from RefSeq and is a predicted model, not a curated record. Bases 150 to 518 code for a protein of 122 amino acids.